GAGGAAAAACAGUGAGAAAAAAUUGUUCUCACUAAGGGCAUCGCUGGCAUUGGAAAAACUGUCUCUGUGCACAAGUUCAUCCUGGACUGGGCAGAAGGAAAAGCCAAUCAAGAUAUACAGUGUGUGUUCCUGCUUCCAUUCAGAGAGAUUACCUUAAUGACAAAUGAAGAUUUCAGUCUCCAUGAGCUUCUGCUAGAAUUUUAUCCUGAACUGAAGGACCUGGAGAAAUCAAAGCUAUAUAAGGGAUGUAGGCUAGCAUUUAUAUUUGAUGGACUUGAUGAGAGUCGCCUGUCUCUAAAUUUUAAUAGUAGAUCACUGAACACUGUUGAGAAAAAGCAUCUGUGGCUGUGCUCUUUACAAGUCUGGUCAAAGGGACUCUGCUUCCAUCAGCUAUUGUCUGGGUAACAUCGCGACCAGCAGCAGCCAAUCAGAUUCCUCCUCGGUAUGUGGGUUUGUUCACAGAGGUGCGAGGAUUCACUGACCAACAGAAGGAGGAGUACUUCAGAAAGAGAUUCACAGAUGAGAGUCUGUCCUCCAGAAUCAUCUCACACAUUAAGACGUCUCGUAGUCUCUACAUCAUGUGCCACAUUCCUGUGUUCUGCUGGAUCACAGCCACAGUACUUCAGGAUAUUCUCACUGAGAACAAUGAAGAGAACACAACACUCACUGAAAUGUACAUUCACUUCCUGCUUAUACAGAUGGACAUGAAGAGCCAGAAAUAUGAUGAUCAACAAGAAAGAGAAUGUUCAGAGCACUUACUUUUAAAUAAAGAGAUUAUUUUAAUGUUAGCCAAGUUAGCGUUUGAACAGCUGAAGAAGGAAAACAUUGUGUUCGAUAAGAAAGAUUUAAAAGAAUGUGGUAUUGAUGUGAGUAAAGACACUGAGUUCACAGGAAUGAUCGCUGAGAUCUUCAGAAGGAACAAAGACUUCAUGGAGCAAAGGUCUUCAGCUUUGUGCAUCUGAGUGUUCAGAGUUUCUUGCUGCAGUGCAUGUGUUCACCUGUUACCUAAACAAGAACAUGCAGGAGCUUCAGUUUUUCUUUGAUGAGCCAAAAGAAAAUGUCACAUUGGAGGAGUUACUGCAGAAAGCCAUUGAAAAAGCCAUGGAGAGUCACAGAGGACAUCUGGAUUUGUUCCUGCGGUUUCUGAUGGGAAUUUCACUGGAAUCCAGUCAAAAUCUGCUCAAAGGCCUGAUCACACACCCUGAAGACACCACAGAGAGCAUCAAAGAAGUAACUAAAUGUAUUAAACAAAAACAAAACACAUACUUUAUCUCAGAUGAAGCUCUAGUCAACUUAUUCUACUGCUUACUUGAACUCAAGGAUAAUUCAUUAUAUGAGGAAAUACAGAGUUACCUCAGUUCAAAUGAACAUCCAGGAAGAGAUCUCUCAUCUUCAAUGUGCACAGUGUUGACCUCAGUACUGCUGAUGUCAGAGAAGGUUCUAGAUGAGUUCAACCCAAAGAGGUUCACAUCAGAACAAUCAGACUACAAGAGACUCAUUCCAGCUGUGAGAUGCUGCAGAAAAGCUCUAUUUGACGGCUGUGGUUUUGAUGAAACAUGCUGUGAAACUCUGUCCUCUGCUCUACAAUCAUCAAACCAUCUGACAGAGCUGAACCUGAGGACCAAUCAUCUGCAGGAUUCAGGAGUGAAGCUGCUUUCUGAUGGACUGAAGAGUUCACACUGUCGUUUAAACAUACUGAGGUUUGACAAUCACACACGUUUGAAACUUAAUAUGUUCAAACAUGUUAAUAAAUAGGUGUUUCAUUGUUAUAGGUAGCAGAUAUUUCAGUAUGAUUGUAUCAGUGUUAUUUUAUCUAGUCAAAAAAACAAAAACAGAGAAUUUUGUAAUACCGUUUUCCACUUAUGAGCUUAAAUAAGACCUCAAUGACUUUUAAUAGUUUAUUUAAAAAAUGUUAUGUGUAGGGACCCCAAGAAAUAUAUAUUCUGUGUUUAAUACUAUUCAAAAGUAUUAAUGUAUGUAUUUUAUUUUUUUAUU
Messenger RNA from Puntigrus tetrazona (Sumatra barb), 1995 nucleotides. Its product is annotated as NACHT, LRR and PYD domains-containing protein 3-like. NCBI's taxonomy places the organism in Eukaryota, Metazoa, Chordata, Actinopteri, Cypriniformes, Cyprinidae. The transcript has 2 exons. The coding region runs from base 1018 to 1755 and encodes 245 amino acids. The record is from RefSeq and is a predicted model, not a curated record.